UGUCUCCCGCCUGGGCAGGUGUCGAGGAGGGGGGAGGGUGUCUGCGGGUGCUGCAUGUUUUUGAGACGCAGGGGAGAAAGUGGCCGCGAGUCUGGGACACCUGGCGGGCAUCCGCGCCCGGGCCCUCGGGGAACACCCAGUGGGGGAGAGGGAGAUGUCUCUCCUCGGCGUCUCGUCCAGUUAGAAAAAUCACUACCUUUCGAGCCAAAAGAGUAUAUGAAUCCUAGCUCCAUCUGACCACAUCCUAGCUUUGGAAAAAUCUGGUGAUAUUCUGAUUGAUGAUUUUUGAUACAUGAUUGCUAUCUUUCUGGAAGUUUAAAGGAUUAUUUUCCUUCAUCUGUUGUUUUUACAUUUGAUGAGGACAUACCUAGGUUUUUCGUGAUGCUGAAUUCUUUGCUCUUAUGUAUGUUUCUGUUAAUGGUUCCUGGUUAUUAUGCUCAAGAUGAUGAAUGGAUUGAUCCCACAGAUAUGCUUAAUUAUGAUGCUGCUUCUGGAACAAUGAGGAAAGCUCCUCAGGUGAACUAUGGAAAACCAGAGGAAAAGGAAAUAAGUCUUACGGAUUCCAACUUGUCAUGUGCUGAUGAAAUGUCAGAAUGUUAUAAUAGACUUGAUUCUUUAACUCAUAAGAUUAAUGAGUGUGAAAAGAAAAAGAAGAAAGAUUAUGAAAGUCAGAGUAAUCAUGUUUUUAGGAGAUAUUUAAAUAAGAUUUUAAUUGAAGCUGGAAAACUUGGACUUCCCAGUGAGGAUAAAGGGGAUGUGCGUUAUGAUGCUGAGAUUAUCCUUACAAAAGAGACAUUAUUAGAAAUCCAGAAGUUUCUGAGUGGAGAAGACUGGAAAUCAGGAGCCUUAGAUGAUGCUCUAAGUAAUAUCCUAAUUAAUUUUAAAUUUCAUAAUUUCAAGACCUGGAAAUGGAGUUUUGAGACAACCUUUGGUGUGGAUCCAUAUGACGUAUUCAUGGUACUUCUGUGUUUGUUGUGCAUUGUUAUGUUAAUAGCUACUGAAUUAUGGACAUAUAUUCGUUGGUAUACUCAGUUAAAACGUGUUUUAUUCAUCAGUUUUCUUAUCAGUUUUGGAUGGAAUUGGAUCUAUUUAUAUAAGUUAGCCUUUGCAAAACAUCAGGCUGAAGUUGCCAAAUUGGAACCUUUAAACAAUAUUUGUGCUGAGAAGAUGGACUGGGUUGGAGGCCUAUUUGAAUGGUUUAGAAGUUCAUGGACGUUUCGAGAUGAUUCUUGCCAAAAGUACUAUGAACUACUAUUAGUUAACCCUAUUUGGUUGGUUCCACCAACAAAGGCAUUGGCAGUUACUUUUACCAACUUUGUAACUGAGCCAUUGAAGCAUAUUGGACAAGGAACUGGUGAAUUUUUGAGAGCACUUAUGAAGGAAAUACCGCUAUUACUUCAUAUUCCGGUGCUGGUCAUCAUGGCUCUGGCUGUAUUGGGUUUCUGCUAUGGUGCAGGAAAAUCAGUUGGUGGAUUGCGGCAUUUAAGAGACUCUGAAAGAGAACCUCGCCAGGCCCUACAUCAAGGCAAAGGAAGAGCACAGGAAGGAAUUGAUUAUAGGCAACAUGGUGGAGCAGGUGAUGCAGAUCUCUGUUAUCGGAGCCAUGUUUGUCAGAAAGAUCCAGGCCCUUAUUACAAAACAGAUGAGUGUAGAGGAGAGUUUUUGAGAGAGAGAGAUGUUGGUUUAACUGGCAACAGGAGCCCUGAAGUACUACGGGCAUUUGAAAUACCAGAUGGAAAGGCAGAAGAGCAUCCCAAGGUGGUACCCUCUCAGAAAUCACUCAUUUCGGAUAAGAAUCCAGAAGAGAUUUGUGAAAUCCCAGAAAACAGCAAUGUGAAAGAAGGUAACAGUAAAACAAGCCAUUCAGCAAAGCCAUCCUGUGAGCAACAGACACCAGGGAGUCAGGAAGGCAAGCUUCCAGCAGAUGAGGGUAUGUUGAGAAACGAAGUCAGAAGCAGCCUCCCACAAGAUGGGGCCCACAACCCAUCCACUGUCAUAGCUGGAAGUUGGGAAAAGAAUCAAGAAGACAGCCAACCUAACUAAAAGGAAGAGGCAGCCAUGGACAAAUGUGAAAUUGUGAGGUCUAGCAUUAUGUUUUCCCCUAGUAUUUUUCUUAAGUAUUAUAUAUAAUCUAUUACUAUUUGGGUAUUUUUUGCAGAAUUGCCAACAAGAGUGAAGUGAAGUUACUAGAUCUAAUAGUAAAUAAGUUUGUAAAAGUGGGUUCUAAGUGGAUGUAAUGAUUACAUUUAGUUUCAUUUUCUUCCCUUUAAUAUUCUGGCAUUUUCAUAAUUACUCAUUUUGGAGAAGGAUCUCACCUCCCAUUCUAAAAUGGAUGUUUAAUUGAUGUUUAUUAACUAACCAGAACUAAUGAUGGUUUAUUUAAAAACAUCGCUAGUUCCGAUUAGUUAAUGAAAAUAAUAAUUAGAGAAUAUUUUUAAAGAAAUACUUUUAUUAGUUUUCAGGAAUAUAUAGGGAACAAAAAACUAAUGGGUAAUAGUAUUGCCAAAUAGAUGCCCUCCUACUAUAUUGGCUUUAAUGAACAACUGACAAUACAUUAUAUGCAAGUGGUUCUGUUAAAGUGGUCAAAUGCUUGAACUGAGGAGUUUAAUUUCUUAAAUAGGACAAGCAUUUUCAGAUUAAAGUUUACUCUUAAAUGCAGCUAAACUUAUUUUCAUCUUAGCUCUUGGAAGCAUUAUUUUCCAAGGCUAUUCCACACUUUUUCAAAUAAGCAGGCAAGUGGGACUUGAAGAUCUAAGAGCUAUUUGGCCACUCACUCUCCCAGACCAAUAAGUUUAUUAUAUUCUAGUUGUUCCUCUCCAUUUGUUCCUUUACAAUCAGGUCAUCUUCUGAUAUGUUGUGAGAGCAUAGUAAAAUUGCCAGUGGAAAACCGAAUAAACAAACUUGUCUAUCAUUGUAAUUACUAGAGAUUCAGGAGAUGCUGGCCUAGAAAUAAUCUGAAAUACAGUGUGUGAACUUUGGCAGAACUAAUGAUCUAAGUGUUGUCUUUUUUUGUUUACUACUUGUAAACUCUUGUGUUGAAUGUUACUGAAGUGUGAUCCAGAUAAAUGGGGACUUAACUGUAUCAUCUCUAAUUUGCUUCACCAAUUUUAUUUUCAUAGAUGAUACACCUUGUAGUCACAGUCUCACUUUACUAAUUAGCGGAGUCUAAAUUACUGGUACUGCAGGAUACAAAUGCACAAAAAAGUCUUUGACUCUGUCCUAAAUUAAUUUUAAUUUUGUGCUUGGUUAAGAUUUUUUUUUUAAUACUAGUAGUGAUUUCUCUUAAGCACAUUUGUUUAGUAUUUUCCAAAUUUAAAUAUUCUCUUAUUUAGGAAAACUUGGCAUGCAUUUAGUUGUCUCUGAGAGACAUCGUGGAGUAGUGGAGAAAGAGCUGGUCCGAGCCAAGAAGACUUGAAUUCAAAAUCCGUUCUUGGCACACAUGUGUGAUCUAACAAGUUAUCUAACUUUUCAGUGCUCUGGGUAUCUUUCAAACACUAAUUAUAGAGAAGGCUUGGAUCUUCAUUGAUAGAGAGGAGUUUCCUCUCUGGAUUCCCUAUACCUCCCUGGGUUUAUCCCUUAGUUACCUUCUUUUUAAAGCAUAUUUAUAUGUUUGGGUUUGUAUGUCUUUUUUUUCCCCACAUAGAUAUUGUUAAUAUUUUAUUUUAUUCAUGCUUUCCUUUAAAUAUUUGAUCAAAGAAAAAAAUCAAAACCCUAAGUUUGAUUUUAUUGUGUCUUGAUUACAAACAUAGGAACAUAUUCUUUAUUUUUGUAUAAUGCCUAGUUAAUGACAUCUGAUACAUAUUGAUUUAAAAUUUUUCACAACUUUUCAGGAAGACAUCUAGGGGAAAAAUAUUGAGAUGUACUUUGUUAUAGACUUGUAUCUGUGGAAGAGUUGAAAGGAGCAGGUAGUUCAAUGAUAGUUUCCUUAUAAGCUUGGAUUUUAGCUGAUUGCACUAUAUUACUAAACCAUUUAAAAAAUGUUCCCCCUUAUUUUUAGAGACUCAUAUCUCUGGGUAUUAUAAAGAGACAAUUGUUGUUGCUGAAUCUAUGCAUCCAUGCAAGAUUGAUUUUGUAAAAAGAAGUUGAAUAUAUCAUUUCACUGUAUAAUUAGUUGGCAGGGAGAAUUGAGGCUUGUGUCUUUUUGGCCACUAUUUGUUUGCCAUUAUGUCUUCCUUUGUGGUUAAGUUAUCUUGUGACAAUUAUGCUUCAGAAAAAUCAGUGUGUGGGAGUAGGUUGAAGCUUUUUGAAACAUUUUUAAGGAAGUACAGUUGAUUUUACCAUUUGUGAGAGUUAUGUUCUCUAAAGUCCCCACAAAUACUAAGUAAGCCAUUGCUUGUAGGGGAAAUUCAGGGAUAGGUUCCCAUGAACCUUUGGGUAGCAUUUUUUAGCAUUUUCUUUUGGAUGUACUAUAAUGUUGAUUCAUUAACAUUAAACUCACAGACAGCAGCACUAUUUCAUUGGUGCCUGAACAGACCUUAUCUAAGACAUGUACUCUCUCCAAAAGGCACUUCGCAGCCAUCUUGCACCCUAAGAACAUAAGGCAGCACUUCAGCACAAUUUUGAGGACCAUUUUAAACAGCAAAUCAUUAGCAAAAAACACAAAAAGGUGAAAAAAGUGAUACUAAAUAGACCAAGAAAAGAGUCUUGAUUACAGUAGUAUGAGACUGAAAGAAAAUGGCCAAGAGUUGGCCUUGUUUAACUUUAGCUGAGGACAUGGACAUGUACAAUGGGCAACUCCGAUGCUUUAUCACUUUGUGUAUGACUGAAAACACCAUGAAUAUUGAUUUUAAGGUCAAGAGUUAAUUUUAUUGAGUAGAUACAUUUGUGAAUAUAGAAUUAAGAAUAAUGAGGAUCAGUGUAAUGUUUAUACAUAAAUAUUAUUAUACAUAAUGUCUUUUAAAGAACCAAAAUGUAUGUAUAAUAAAUUUUUAUUUUUAUAUAAAGA
Molecule: messenger RNA, 4945 nt
Organism: Sarcophilus harrisii (Tasmanian devil)
Lineage: Eukaryota; Metazoa; Chordata; Mammalia; Dasyuromorphia; Dasyuridae
Gene: CLCC1
Product: chloride channel CLIC like 1
Exons: 13
Coding region: 382-2043 (553 amino acids)
Cellular component (GO): membrane; endoplasmic reticulum
Molecular function (GO): chloride channel activity
Source: RefSeq, a predicted model, not a curated record